AUGAUCGGAGCAAUCCUAUCGACAAUGUUUGUUAAUCGUACAUUAAUUCCAAGUACUCGGUCACGCCCAACAACACAGAGUGGUAAUAGUGGAAUCAAAGAAUCGGGAGAUAGUAACAGCGCCACGAUUGACGAUGCCAACGAUAUUGAACGAACUGAACGAUUGACUGCUAAAAAGACAACAUCACCUGUAACUAAAGUAGGAAAUCUAACCUUGGAAAUCACGAAAGUAACCGAACAACUACUACAAGCCAUUGCUAACAGUGAUUUCGACAUGUAUAAAUCACUAUGCGAUCCGAAGAUUACCUGUUUUGAACCUGAAACGAUAGGAAAUUUAGUUGAAGGUCUUGACUUUCAUAAAUUUUACUUUGAUACAGUCUUAUCUGCGAAAGCAAGCAAACCCACAAUCAAUUGUACCAUGCUAACACCAGUUGUGCACACAUUGGGAGAUGAAGCAGCUUGCAUAGCUUAUAUUUUACUUCUUCAAUAUAUGGAUCGAAAUGGUCAACCACAAAGUGUUCGCACAGAGGAAACUCGUGUAUGGCACAAAAAGGACACACGUUGGCAAUGCGUUCAUUUUCAUCGUUCUGGUAUGCCAGUGGCAUCAGCGAUAAAAUCUUCAUUUACGACUUCUUUAUUAUGA
Messenger RNA from Adineta ricciae, 642 nucleotides. NCBI's taxonomy places the organism in Eukaryota, Metazoa, Rotifera, Eurotatoria, Adinetida, Adinetidae. The record is from the annotation of a GenBank genome assembly.